AAGAAGAUGCUUCAAAACUCCGCAGGCCCCAGUCAACGCGGGUGGUGUGGUGACCACUGGCCGACGCCGUCCGAGCUGGCAAACACUUGAGAUCAUUCAAGGACAUCUCAAAAUAAAAGCUGCACUUUGGAAGAUUUUUUUUUUUUUUUUUUUUUUUUGGUCCCCUAUCAAUGGUCAUUAAAGUGCUGCUUUUUUGCUGCUUCCCAGGUCGCACCAUGCCCCUCUCGAACACGCUGCGGGUGUACUUGUUUGUGUUUGUGUUCUGUAAGCAAGCCGCGACGCACGGCAUCACCGACGAGAUCGACGUGGUGGUGUUUUUGCCACGAAACGACACUUACCUGUUUUCCCACGCCAGGGUGGCCCCGGCGAUUAUUUCCGCGCAGCUGAAGCUGAAGACCGGCGGAGCCCCCUACUCCGACCUGCGCUUCAACAUCCACUUCGAGAGCUCCGACCGCGUCAACGAUGCGCUCUUCCGCUUGGUGGACAGGGCGCGCGUGCAGAAGCCCGAUCUGAUUUUGGGUCCGGUGCGCGAGUACGAGGCGGCAGCGGUGGUGAGACUGGCGUCGCACUGGAACAUUCCGGUCAUCUCGGCAGGUGCCCUGGCCGCCGCUUUCGGCAACAAGGACACCGAAUUCUCCCAUCUGACGCGCAUCGCGCCAUCCUACGUGAAGAUGGCAGAGAGCUUCGGCGCGAUGUUCGAGCACUUCGCGUGGAAGACCGCGUUCCUCAUCUACGAAGACGACAAGGAGCAGCGGAAUUGUUACUUCACCGCGGAGGGGAUCUACCAUCUGAUGAGCGACCUGACCGUUAAGACGUCUGCCUUUUCCCGCGAUGACCCGCUGGACACUGACGACGUCAUCCAAAGCGUGUACGACGCACAAGUGGUGAUCAUGUGUAUGGAAGCCAGCAAAAUUCGAGAAAUUAUGCUUGCUGCACACAGGCAUCAAUUGACCAGUGGAACUCACAUGUUCUUCAAUAUUGAACUCUUCAAUGCAUCCUCUUAUGGCAAUGGCUCAUGGAGGAGAGGAGACAAAUUUGACAAUGAAGCAAGGCAAGCCUAUGCAUAUUUGAACACUGUGACACUGCUUCGAACAGUCAAACCGGAAUUUGAAAACUUCUCAAUGGAAAUUAAAGCGGCCAGUGAAAGUAUGGGACUGCACAACUGCAAAGACUGUGGAAGUGUCAACGUGUUCGUUGAGGGAUUCCAUGACGCGUUGCUGCUUUAUGCCAUUGCUUUGAAGGAAGCUAUGAAAAGUGGAUACACUAAGAAAAAUGGAUCAGAAAUCACAUCACAAAUGUGGAACAGAACAUUUGAAGGAAUCGCUGGCCAGGUAUCCAUGGACGUCAAUGGUGACAGAAAUGGAGAUUUCUCUUUGAUGGCAAUGACCAAUGUUAAUACAGGAACAUAUGAGGUCGUGGCCAAUUACUUUGGUGUGAAUGGAAGCUUUCAACUGCUGUCAGCCUUCAACUGUGACCAUUUCACUCUGCAAGGAGUCCAGAUAACACAAACGGAGAUAUCAGACACAUCAUGUGGAAUAGGAGUGUCAGCUUUGACUGGAGUCAUAGUGGGAGCUGUUCUUGGAACCGCAAUGCUUGCAGCAUUCUAUUUUUUCAGAAAAAAAUACAGGAUUACCAUUGAGCGUCGAGCACACAGUGAAGAGUGUACCACCAGGAAGCACCGCCAGUUACGAGAGGACUCCAUCAGAUCAAACUUGUCAGCUGCUUAGUCUGCAACAGCAGCAAAACUGUUGCCACAAACUUACAUCUCUGUGGCUGGAGAUUAUCAUCACUGUCAGUGGGGAAAUGCUUUUCGAAAUGAAAUGAUUUUUUUUUUGGGUGUUGUUGUUUUUAACUGUUAAAUGUUUCACUUUAAAACAUAUUAUAACUCAGGACAACUGUAACUGUCUCAAAGCACCACUUGGAUAUUUCUCUUCACAGGUAAAGAUUUGUAUGGGUGUCCAUUUUAUUCUGGAGGACUUUUAUAAAGAUUUGUUUUUGUCAGUUAUACUGUACACUGUAUAAAAAUGGUCGUUAUGGCUGUAAAUAAUGAAUUACAUACAGUACAUAUUAUGCCGCAUUGUCCCGAACUAGUUUCGUUGGGUUGAGUGAAGCUGUCAAUGUUAUGAAAAAGAGAAGUCACGUGAUGCCGUGCGGUGGUAUUGAUUAAUGUCAAAUAAUGACUUGAGAGCCAACAAAAUGCAAAAGAGAUACAUUUCUUAAGAUAUCAAAUGUAUCUGCUGUUUAUUUAGGGACGUUGUGGCAUAAAACUUUUUUAAAAAAAACAUAUUUGUUAGCUAAUAGGCACAAUACAUAUGUAAGUUUAUACAGUAUAUGUAUAGUGUCAACAUUGUUAUUUAAAGGGAACAUAUAUUUUCAAUUCCAUAUUUGAAUUGCUUGCAUACAGAAUGCCUGCUCAAGUUUAUCUUUUUAAAAGCAGUCCAUUUCCCAAAAUGCAUCGGUGAGCAAAUCAUACAUACAUUUUCGAAAAUUGUGACGCCCCAAUUCUGCUCAUUAACAUUACCAGUACACUGCCCCCACGCUGGGUUUCCCUGCCCAUGACUUGGCAGCUAGGCUGGUUGAAGAUCUUCCAAGCAGAGCAGGGGUAAAUCCACUUUCGCCUACUCGGGCUGCAACUGGGAGGGGUUCUCGAGGGUCUCCAAUAACAGCAUGAAAAGGACAAUUGCAGAAAAAAAAGAAAGAACUCAUUUCAAUUUGGGUCUAAACUGAAAUGGUAUUGAGAAGUGUGACAUAAUUCUUCAUAGUUGUGGUAUUUCAACAGGUUCAUGUUACGCACACACACACACACCAGAGAAAUGUUUUAAAUUGUGAAAUAAAUCAUUAUAAUGUUG
Phyllopteryx taeniolatus (common seadragon) is the source of this 2849-nucleotide messenger RNA. RefSeq names its product natriuretic peptide receptor 3 (gene npr3). Gene Ontology annotation, cellular component: membrane. The transcript is spliced from 8 exons. The coding region runs from base 171 to 1727 and encodes 518 amino acids. Gene Ontology annotation, molecular function: natriuretic peptide receptor activity; peptide hormone binding. Gene Ontology annotation, biological process: vasodilation; regulation of blood pressure. The record is from RefSeq and is a predicted model, not a curated record. Lineage: Eukaryota; Metazoa; Chordata; Actinopteri; Syngnathiformes; Syngnathidae.